This is a messenger RNA of Malassezia pachydermatis, 966 nucleotides long. RefSeq names its product eb1-like protein. Bases 1 to 966 code for a protein of 321 amino acids. The transcript is spliced from 3 exons. Gene Ontology annotation, molecular function: microtubule plus-end binding. Gene Ontology annotation, biological process: regulation of microtubule polymerization or depolymerization; protein localization to microtubule plus-end; spindle assembly. Gene Ontology annotation, cellular component: microtubule organizing center; cytoplasmic microtubule; spindle midzone. The record is from RefSeq and is a predicted model, not a curated record. NCBI's taxonomy places the organism in Eukaryota, Fungi, Basidiomycota, Malasseziomycetes, Malasseziales, Malasseziaceae.
AUGUCAGCGUCGCGUACUGAGCUCAUUGCUUGGGUCAAUGAACUCCUAGGCCUAAACUAUACCAAAGUUGAGCAAUGUGGAACAGGUGCAGCGUAUGCUCAGAUUAUUGACUCUAUUUACGGCAAUGUGCCCAUGUCUCGCAUCAACUUUGCGGCUCGGCAAGAGUACGAGUCGCUUGCGAACUACAAAGUACUGCAGAACGUAUUCAUCAAGAAUAGGAUCGACAAGCCGAUCCCUGUGGACCGCUUGGUUCGAUGCAAGAUGCAGGACAACCUCGAGUUCUUGCAAUGGAUCAAGAAGUUUUGGGACAUGAAUUACACGGGAGAAGGCAUGUACGAUGCCGAAGGUCGUCGUGCAGGCCACCCUGGCACACCUGGUUCUGCGAUGGGCCGUCGGUCUGUGUCGAGUGCCGGUGCUCGCCCGCGUCACAGCGUGGCCCCUCGUCCCUCAGGUGUGGGCCCACGCCCCUCAACAGUGGGGCCGCGCCCCUCAACAACUGCUGCUCGAACCCCUGCGGCUGGUCCGCGCCCUCCGUCAGCGGCACAUACUUCUCGCACCCAGGCUGCCAACGCGACGACUGGCCGACGUAUGUCUAUGGCGCCGCGAGGUAUGGCACGUGGUCCGUCUAUCCCCACUGAAACGAUUAAUCAGCUUACCGCCGAAAUCGAUGAAAUGAAGCUCAGUGUCGACAGUUUGGAGCGUGAGCGUGACUUUUACUUUGGCAAACUGCGUGACGUUGAAGUGAUUAUUCAGGAGCGCCUUGCUGAGUUGCUGCAGCCCAAAGAAGAUGGUGGGGAAGAGCUCACAGAUCCUGCCUUUACCUCAGAGGCAGAGACACUCAAGCAGAUUCAGGGUGUAUUGUAUCAGACAGAAGAAGGUUUCGAGCUCCCAGAUGCUAUGGAGCCUGAGCAUGGCCACGAGCCGGAACAUGAGCCAGAACCUCUGGACGACACAGAGACGUUUUAA